Molecule: messenger RNA, 942 nt
Organism: Vicia faba (fava bean)
Lineage: Eukaryota; Viridiplantae; Streptophyta; Magnoliopsida; Fabales; Fabaceae
Source: the annotation of a GenBank genome assembly
AUGCAUGAUUCGGUGCAUGAUCUAGCUAUGUAUGUUGCAAGUGUGGACUUUAGGGGAACUUCUUAUGUCCGCCAUCUGUCUUUGACUGAAAACACAGGGCUUGAUGAAAUUCCAUUUUCACAAUUAGUCUUUACGAAGAGCAUAUUAUUUCCUAUUGUUGGAGUUGGAUCAAACAGUACAACUUUCUUGAAUAGAUGCAUGUCAGCAUGUAAACACCUGCGGGUUUUUUUUGAUUUAAGCUAUUCUGCAUAUGAGACCUUGCCGGCCAUUGGGAAGUUGGUGCUUUUAAAAUAUCUCAGUCUUGAGAAUAGUAAAAAGAUUAAGAGACUUCCAGAUUCUAUUUGCAACUUCCUGAGGCUAAAAAAAAACGUGAUCAGUCUCCAACAUUUGGAGAUAACAACAAAGCAACAUGUUACCACUGAAGGCAUGGCAUUGGUGAAGCAUGCCGAAGAUGCAGCUAGUAACAAAAAGGCAGAUAAAAAAGAUAUUGUUAGUACGCAGGACAAGGUUUUUGUUCGGAAGGUGAUUGAGUUUCAUGACAAGUACUUGGCAUAUGUGAACUCAUGUUUCCAGAAUCACACUCUUUUCCACAAGGCUCUUAAAGAGGCUUUUAAGGUCUUUUGCAACAAAGGUGUUGCUGGAAACUCUAGUGCAGAACUUCUUGCCACUUUUUGUGAUAACAUUCUCAAGAAAGGAGGAAGUGAAAAAUUGAGUGAUGAAACAAUUGAAGAAACUCUUGAAAAGGUGGUAAAGCUGCUCGCCUAUAUUAGUGACAAAGACUUGUUUGCUGAGUUCUACAGGAAAAAUCUUGCUCGAAGGCUUCUUUUUGAUAAGAGUGCCGAUGAUAAUCAUGAGAGAAGUAUUUUGACCAAAAUUUUCGCAGGUGAAGGAGAUACGAUAUACGCAGCCGCAUUGCAGAUGGAACUGUUGCACUGUAUCUGA